CAUUUUCAAGCCCAUCCCACUCAAUCAAGAGCUUUUUUUUUUUCUUGUUAAUGUUAAACCCUUUCAUCUUCUUUCGGUUUCAGCGGACAAAAUCAGCUUUAGCAAUUCCAGGUCUCUUUCAGGUUAAUUGACUAACUGGCAAGAAUCGAAUAUGCUGAACUUCUUGAGACGGGUUGACAAAAAGAUAUCUUCUUCGCUGAUGAUUCCUUGUGACAAGCUUCUAUCGUAGUUUAGCAAUAUCCUCUAAUUCUAUAAAUUGUUUAAAUGAAAUUAUUCUUCUGAUUUUAUUUUAUUUUAAUUUUUUUUUUUUUACUUAUGCUACAUUUUCAUAUGUGAUAUGAGAUGAGGUAAAUUCUUUCUAUUAUGUCUUCUUGCCCGACUUUCUGACUAAUCUUCCAGCCAGUGUGUGGCUUUUGUGGGGUCUUUCAGCUGAAUGAGGGCAACAGCCACAUUUUCUUGGCAAUGACAAAGGCAUGCAUAAGUAGAUUUCACAGUAUUCACCAUAAAGCUUCAAGGCCAUUAUCUCCCAGGAGAAGGUAUGGAGGUGGAUUUUUCAGAACCUUAUCCACCUGCUCUGCACCUUUGAUCUCUUCAACAGACUCUCUCAUUGUCCGUCCCCCCUCAUCACUAGCAUUAGCCGCCUGCAUCACACAUUCUGAUGCAGCCCAACGUUCAGAAGAAUGGUUUGCGCUGAGGAGGGACAAACUGACCGCAAGCACCUUCAGUACUGCCUUGGGUUUUUGGAAGGGAAACCGACGGUUUCAGCUGUGGAAUGAGAAGGUUUUUGCACCUGAGAUACAUAUCGUUGAAGCUGCUAAGAGAGCCAUGGAAUGGGGUGUGCUCAAUGAAGCAGCAGCUAUAGACAGUUAUAAAAGCAUCACAGGCCGUGAAGUUGGUCAUUUGGGAUUUGCAGUCCAUUCAGCGCAACAAUUUGAUUGGCUUGGUGCUUCCCCAGAUGGUCUUCUUGAUUGCUCUUCUGGAGGUGGUAUCCUGGAAGUUAAGUGUCCCUAUAACAAGGGGAAGCCACAGAUGGGUCUGCCCUGGUCAGCUAUGCCUUUCUAUUGCAUGCCUCAAGUUCAGGGGCAAUUGGAAAUAAUGAAUAGAGAAUGGGCAGAUUUGUAUUGCUGGACACCAAAUGGAAGCACAAUAUUUCGAGUACAUAGGGACCGUGCUUAUUGGGAGCUAAUACGGGAGAUUUUAUGGGAAUUUUGGUGGGGGAAUGUGAUACCUGCCAGGGAAGCCCUAUCACUUGGGAUGGAAGAGGAGGCAAAAUCAUAUAAGCCAACACCCACUCACAGACAGACAGGACUAGUGAUUUUUAAGAGCACAAAGUUAGCCAGUGAAUCCAAGCUGUUGUGUAGGGAGAUUGCCGGUCAUGUGGAAUUUUAUAGGUGAGGAAGUCCAAAUUCCAAAAUGAUAUUUUUGAAAUUUAUCACUCUUUAAGAGCAGGCUGCUUUACUGUACAAGGAGCAGCAGGAUCGUAUGCCUAGAAUCUACUUCAAGUAAAAGGCGAUCAGGGAAGAGCAGCACGGUAAAGAAAUCAAAUGAGCUGAGCAUAGUCAAACGGCUUGCUGAUAAGAAGUGAUGGGGCAGAAAAUAUCAUAUGGUUUUUGUAUUCUGUAAGGGACUAAUUAGUUCCCUAUUUUGUAUUCCAUUUAUGAUUUUCAUUCAUCCAUCAGUUGGCCAUUGGAUUAUACUAUGUAUUUGUAUUCUUCCUUAACCUGAUUGGUAAUAUAAUUCACUUGUGCAUUCUGAUU
This is a messenger RNA of Hevea brasiliensis (rubber tree), 1757 nucleotides long. RefSeq lists its product as uncharacterized. The record is from RefSeq and is a predicted model, not a curated record. The coding region runs from base 463 to 1395 and encodes 310 amino acids. The transcript has 2 exons. Lineage: Eukaryota; Viridiplantae; Streptophyta; Magnoliopsida; Malpighiales; Euphorbiaceae.